Messenger RNA from Carya illinoinensis, 2456 nucleotides. Its product is annotated as O-fucosyltransferase 29-like. Bases 294 to 2036 code for a protein of 580 amino acids. NCBI's taxonomy places the organism in Eukaryota, Viridiplantae, Streptophyta, Magnoliopsida, Fagales, Juglandaceae. The record is from RefSeq and is a predicted model, not a curated record. The transcript is spliced from 9 exons.
AGCGAAGCCACUGUUGGGUUGGGGUUUGUUACAUUCUCCGUUUUCUUCCACAUUUCCCUUUCACUCUCCAGUCCUUCACACACUCUCACUGUCUCUCACUCAAGUCUCAGACUCUCAAACCUCAUUCGAAACCUCUCUCGUUCACUCCCUCACAGUGAUUCAUUCCCACCUCUCACCUCCGCAUUUACUUCAUUCCCGCUCUGAUGAUCACCGAACCUCCGACUCAGAUUCUUGCAAUGGAGGUUCGGUUAAGUAUGUAGUGGAAUCCGGGGAUUGGCUGAAUCUAGGUCUUGAUGGGCGUCUCCAAGGCCUGGAGGUUAAGCUUGAUAUCGGCAAACAAGCUGGCUCUGUUUCAGAACCUGAACGGGUACGGUAGCAACGGCAAGAAUAAUGAUGAUGAUGAUGAUAAUGCCAAUAAGCUGCAAGCGUGCUGGAGACCGACUGCGACGACGCCGCUUCAGAGGAAGCCGAUCUCCUGGUCGCUCGUCUGCGGGUUGAUGCUCUUCGGCUUGGGAUUGAUUUCGCUCUUCACUGGCCACGUCGCCUCUGAUCUUGAAUGGUGCUCUCAGCGCUUUGUCAACCGAAGCUUCUACUCUAGGCUGGAUGGGGGUCGGCGUGAGCCAAUUGAUAUAUGGGAAUCCAAAUAUUCAAAGAAUUUCUAUGGCUGUAGCGAGCGAGGGCGGCAUUUUGCUCCUGCUGUUCAUGAGCGAUCAUCAAAUGGCUAUUUGCUUAUUGCAACAAGUGGAGGGCUGAACCAACAAAGAACAGGAAUAACAGAUGCUGUAGUUGUUGCACGCAUUCUUAAUGCUACAUUAGUUGUACCUGAGUUGGAUCAUCAUUCUUAUUGGAAGGAUAAUAGUGACUUCAUCAACAUUUUUGAUGUUAAUUGGUUCAUCUCUUCCCUUGCAAAAGAUGUGACUAUCGUCAAAAGAGUUCCUGAUAAAGUCAUGCGAUCAAUGGAGAAACCUCCUUAUACCAUGCGUGUCCCAAGGAAGUCUGCCCCUGAAUAUUAUCUUGAUCAAGUUCUCCCUUUACUCUUGAGGAGACGUGUUGUGCAAUUGACAAAAUUUGAUUAUAGACUUGCAAAUAAUCUUGAUGAGGAGCUACAAAAGUUGCGUUGCCGUGUUAAUUAUCGUGCCUUAAGAUUCACAAAACCCAUAAAGGGGCUUGGUCAAAAACUUGUUUUAAGAAUGCAAGAGAUGGCAAAACGUUUUAUUGCAGUUCACUUGAGGUUUGAACCUGAUAUGCUAGCAUUUUCUGGAUGCUACUAUGGUGGGGGUGAAAAGGAGAGAUAUGAGCUUGGUGAAAUUAGAAAACGAUGGGCUACAUUACCGGAUUUAAGCCCCGAGGGAGAGAGGAAGCGAGGGAAAUGCCCACUUACUCCUCAUGAAGUGGGUUUGAUGCUGCGGGCACUUGGUUUUGCAAAUGACACUUACCUUUAUGUUGCAUCUGGAGAAAUAUAUGGUGGAGAAGAGACUCUGCGGCCUCUCAGGGAACUCUUUCCAAACUUCUAUACAAAGGAGAUGCUCGCCGGUGAAGAGUUGAAACCUUUUCUUCCAUUCUCUUCCCGCCUGGCUGCCAUUGAUUACAUUGUCUGUGACAAAAGUGAUGUGUUUGUCACUAAUAACAAUGGAAAUAUGGCCAAGAUUCUUGCUGGUCGAAGGAGGUAUAUGGGUCAUAAGAGGACUAUAAGACCAAAUGCAAAGAAGCUUAGUGCAUUGUUCAUGGCAAGGCAUAAGAUGGAUUGGGAUACAUUUGCAAGAAAGGUAAAGUCAUGCCAAAGAGGCUUCAUGGGAGAUCCAGAUGAGAUGAGACUAGGACGCGGAGAGUUUCAGGAAUUUCCAUACUCUUGUAUCUGCAAGAAACCGUUCAAUGAUAAUGGCACCAUCUACAAUGGGUAUCAUCUCUCAGAUCAAGUUGCCAUGGGAUCUGAAACAAACAUUAAAUCAGCGUACGAUGAUAAGAAUCAAGCAAGCGAGUCUACUAAUACUAAAAAAGAGAAACAUGGCUCAAGAGCUGACGGCCUGGGUAGAUAGUGAAGACUAAGCAUUUCUUUAAGAUGAUUGGAGAUGAGGAACAAAGGAAUGGCGGAAAGAUGGGAAAAAAAGGAAAUUUCCCAAGGUAAUGUGGCAGUUGGAAUUGGUUCUAAAUAUAUACCAGAGAUGGAGGGGCUCUUCCCGCCCUUUCAUUUCUAGUAUGGCAUGUUUUUGAUUUGUCAUGCCAGGGCUAAAUUUACCCAGAACAGCAUUCAAGCAUGACCAAGACAUCUAGUUGCUGUUCUUUAUCUCUGUUUGGAUUGCUAAAUUGACCGUUAUGGUCCAUGUAUAGGCGUGAAAGGAACGAUGAGCUGCAAUUGUGUAUAGACAGUUUCUCUUAGGUACAUAGCUGAGGGUAUUCUAGAAACAUAACAACUGCAGUAUUGGGUUAACAAAAUGUUUAUCGUGUUGCUACUUUAA